AGCACUGAAUCUUCUGUCUGAAGCCAGAUACUGGAUCCGUGACUGUAAAAUUUUAUAACUCUGAGAAGACGGGAUGCGCUUGUGCCGUGGUUCCAGUCGGUGACGGGAAUGCAUUUACAGGAGGGAAUCCAGUGGGGAAAUUUCCCACAGAUGUGAAAACAGCCACGUGAUAGCCAAUCCUGGUUGUUUGCCCGAAGAGAGUGUAAUUCAAACCUUAUUUAAUCACCGCUUUCAGAAACCCGAAGGACUUGUUCUAUGAAGAAAAUCUUUUCUGGAAAGCCAUCGCAAACAGGAGAAAUGACUUGCUGGAAAGUGGUGAGACCUGUCCUCAUACUCUGCCUGAUCCUCAUCCCCAUAUUUAUCUGGACAGUAGUCUGGAAUGGGCCAGUCCACUACCUGCCAUACUACCUUCCAUGCCCAGAAAUCUUCUCCAUGAAACUACAGUAUGCAGAAGAGAAGCCCGUCCAGCUUUUCCCUCAGCUAGUCUAUCCUCAGCCAAGAUCACUGGAGCAGAAGCGCCUGGACGUGCUGACUCUCACGCCCUGGCUGGCCCCCAUUGUUUGGGAAGGAACUUUCGACUCCAAACUGCUGGACGGCACCUACAAGCCACUGAACCUCACCAUAGGGGUGACAGCCUUCGCCAUUGGCAAGUACACCACCUUUGUGGGCCGCUUCCUUGAGUCAGCGGAGAAGCACUUCAUGAAGGGCUAUCGGGUCAAUUACUACAUCUUCACCGAUGACCCCCAGGCGAUCCUCACAGCCCAGCUGCAGCCGGGCCGGAGCCUCGCUAUUGUCCCCAUCAAGAAAUACUCUCACUGGCAGGAGAUUUCCAUGCGCAGGAUGGAGGCGAUCAACAGGCACAUCGCAGCCGUGAGCCACCGGGAGGUGAACUAUCUCUUCUGCCUGGACAUCGACAUGGUGUUCCACAACCCGUGGGGCGUGGAGACCCUGGGGGAGAGGGUAGCGGCCAUACACCCCGGGUACUACAACGUCCCUCGCAGCCACUUCCCUUAUGAAAGGAGGAGCUCUUCCGCUGCCUUUAUCCCUGACAGCCAGGGGGACUUCUACUAUGGUGGGGCGGUCUUCGGGGGGUUGGUCAAGCAGGUGUAUGAGUUCACCAGGGACUGCCACACGACCAUCCUGGCAGACAAAGCCAAUGGGAUCAUGGCGGCCUGGCAGGAGGAGAGUCACCUCAACAGGCACUUCCUUUCCCACAAGCCCUCAAAGCUUCUCUCUCCGGAGUACCUGUGGGAUGAUACCAAACCCAAGCCCCCCGAGGUCCGCCUGAUACGCUUCUCCACAGUGAAUAAGGACUAUGGUGCGAUCCGGGACUGAUGUGUCAAGCCUUCUUUGUUACCAGGCAAUCGGGCUCUUGGUUUGCUGUUGGUGCAGGAAGCGUCCCGGUCGGAAUUUUGGCUCCCCUUGGGGGACGGAUUGUGGAGCUGGCGCAGGGAAGGGCAGAUGGUUCUUUCAGCUCAGGGAUGGCGUAAAGUACUUGGGAAGGGCGUGAUGAUGCCUCAUUGGCGGUGAUUUCCUGAUCUGCUUCAACGAAUCUAUUUGAUUCCACCUCUCUGUAAAUCUGGGUGCUACAAUUGCCUGGUUGGUGGCCUUUUUUGCCAAGCAAUACCAAAGCCUAGAAUCCCCUGUGUGUGAAAAUACCCACAUUGUAAUUUGGUCUGAGACUGAGUAAUAAAAGGAAUAUCAUCCCUGUCAAAUCUCAGUUCUCAGUGGAAAAAUACAGUUAGCUAUCAUGAAGUUUUUCACACUCCACAAGUGCCUCAUGUCUUAAACAAGGCUCUACUCAUAAUUAACCUGCGGAACUCAUUGCCACAAGGCAUUGUUGAGACCAAGUAUUUAGCAGGAGGCCAAAAACAAAAGGACAUUAAUUGGGGUAAGAAGAACAUCUGCAAUGAUGGUAAAAAAAAGUAAAAGACUAAACAAGGAAGAAAAAUAAGCCCUCAUAAAUGUAGGGCAUAAACCAACCUCAAAUGUUGGGGAUUCUGAGGAAGCUUUUCCUGGGAGCAGGUUUUUCUCUAGCUGCCUGCCACCGGGUCUAUUGCACCUUCCUCUGAUGCAACCAGUUUCAGCCUCUGUCAAAGACAAGCUAUUCAACUAGACAGAACAGUAAUAUUAUCCUCUCUGGCAUUUCCUAUGUUCCUUGUAUCCAGCCCAGUUUUGCAGACCCAAGCGAUCGGAACAGAUCUGACACAGCUCAGCCCAGCGUCUCAAUGUAUGAAUAUCUCACCCUAGGCCUUUGUAAUGGUUCAUGUUUUUGUUUAUUAUGCAGCCUUCUCUGAUAAAGAAAAUGCGGUGUCCACAUAGAGGUGUCCAGGCGGAUAUCCCAUUAUUCUACCCAUUCCAGCAUUCCUAAGCACUGUGACACAAACUAGCUAGAAGCUGUUUUUGCUGGAAAUGGAUGGCCACACACACUGUGUUGGUAGCCAUCUGGUUAAUUUCAUUACAUCCUAUUGAUGAAAUACUGCAGUGAAAUUGUAAGUUAUGUCGUGGGUCUCCCUCCUCCAGCCAAAUAUACUUCCUGGGAUGUUGCAUGUUUAAAAGUCUCCUAGGGGUAGGUAGCUGUGUUAGUUUGUGACUUUAAAAAAGCUUAACAAACGUGUGGCCCUGUAGCACCUUAGAUGCUAU
Molecule: messenger RNA, 2643 nt
Organism: Pelodiscus sinensis (Chinese soft-shelled turtle)
Lineage: Eukaryota; Metazoa; Chordata; Testudines; Trionychidae
Product: globoside alpha-1,3-N-acetylgalactosaminyltransferase 1 (FORS blood group)
Biological process (GO): carbohydrate metabolic process
Cellular component (GO): membrane; Golgi apparatus; vesicle
Molecular function (GO): globoside alpha-N-acetylgalactosaminyltransferase activity
Source: RefSeq, a predicted model, not a curated record